UAACCUCUGCCUCCCUCUUUGUCCAACCAAAUCAAAACCCUCCCAAAACCACCCAACCCCGCUCCUCCGAUUCCCUUCCCCUUCCUCCACUCCUCGUGAUCCCGCCGGCGCCGUGCUCACCUCAUACUCAGUCGCCCAUGGACAACGAUCGGCCGGGUCAGGGGAGGGGUCGCCGCCGGUUCCGCGGCGUGCGCCAGCGCCCGUGGGGCAGGUACGCGGCGGAGAUCCGCGACCCCACCCUGGGCAAACGCAUCUGGCUCGGCACCUUCGACACCGCCGAGGAGGCCGCCGCCGUCUACGACGCCGCCGCGAUCCGCCUCCGCGGCCGCCGGGCCGUCACCAAAUUCCCUGCCUCCACAUCCUCCUCACCGUCGGUGGCCUCCUCCGCCGUCUCGCCCGCGCCGUCGCCGGCGGGUUCGACGACGAUCCCUCCUAUCCCUCCUCCGGCGCAAUCAUCCUCUCAGGCGGAGACCUCCUCGGCCUCUCCUCCGUCCACCCAAUCGUCGUCGGUGGUCGAUGCAGAUGAGGAGGUGACGGGGAUGCGGUGGUUCGAGGACGAGCCCUUCGAAUUGUUGGAGUUCUGCCUGCCGCGGGCGCCGACGGCGAGACAGUGGGAGUUCGGCGAGCUCGGCGAUCUCGACGACCUAUUCUCGCCGGAGCCAGAAAAUUUUCGUCUUUAGUUUGGUCAGUCGAUAGCUUUGCUACUUGAAAUCGUGUAAAAAAAAUUGUUUCGUUUUUGUU
Molecule: messenger RNA, 741 nt
Organism: Setaria italica (foxtail millet)
Lineage: Eukaryota; Viridiplantae; Streptophyta; Magnoliopsida; Poales; Poaceae
Product: ethylene-responsive transcription factor ERF096-like
Exons: 1
Coding region: 138-680 (180 amino acids)
Biological process (GO): regulation of DNA-templated transcription
Molecular function (GO): DNA-binding transcription factor activity; DNA binding
Source: RefSeq, a predicted model, not a curated record